UCUCUCUCUCUCUCUCUCUCUAAACUUCGGGAUAUUAUUUUAAUAAUAAAUGGAUAGAAGGAAGUGUAAUUUGAACAGCAAGCAACUCAAAUCCUCGCUUUCUCUUUGCUAUUAAUAAUAAUUCAUUCACUUCUUGGAUUCAUUCUGUGUUCCAAGCAACAAUCAAUCUCUCUCUCUCUCUGAGAAAAUGGAGGACUAGCCUCUAGCUCUGCUCCACUCAGAUCUGCUUUCGUUUUUCCCUUAAAGGAAUAGUUGUGCAAAGAAAACAUGGCGUUAGGGAAAUAUACUAGAAUAGACAACAGAAGAUCGUCAUCAUCUUACUGCUCGACAGUGUCGAUUGUAAUUUUUGUGGGACUUUGCUUGGUUGGGGUUUGGAUGAUGACAUCAUCGUCCGUGGUUCCUGUGCAAAAUGCGGAUGUGCCUCAGGAGAAUAAGAAUGAGGUUAAGGGAAGAGUGAGUGAGAGCGAUGGGGGUAAUACUCCGCAAUUUGAGGAUAAUCCGGGUGAUUUGCCUGAGGAUGCAACUAAAGGAGACACUAAUGUGAAUUCUGAGAGCAACUCUAAUUCACAAAAAGUCCAAGAUGAGAAGCUGGAAGAAAAGCCCGAGGAAAAGCUUGAAGAGAAGCUGGAGGAAAAGCCUGAAGAGAAGCCGGAGGAAAAGCCUGAAGAGAAGCCGGAGGAAAAGCCUGAUGCAAAUGAUGAUACUAAGUCAGUUGAUGGAUUGAAUACUGAAACAGAAGAUGGAGAAAGAAAAACAGAUGAUGAGGAAACUAAAACAGAUAAGGAAGAACCAAAUUCAGAUGGUGGGGAGACAAAAACAGAUGGAGGUGAGAAUGGUUCUGAUGGAAAAGGUGAUUCUGAAGAUGGCUCUGGUGAGAAAAAAUCUGAUUCGGAUGAGAGUGAACAGAAAUCUAAUUCGAAUGAGAGUGAGAAGAAGUCAGAGAACUUGGAUGAAACAAAGGAGGAAGAAAAGGUGGAUGGUCAGAUAGAGGAGAAGGUGGAGCGAAAUGAUAAGGAGUCAGAUGAUAAAUCCAGCGAGAAAAAGGAAAAUGGACAGGCCCCAAACCAGAGUUUAAGUGAGGUAUUUCCUUCUGGGGCUCAAUCGGAGCUUUUGAAUGAAACUACCACUAAAAUUGGGGCUUGGUCAACUCAAGCGACAGAAUCAAAGAAUGAGGAGGUUCAAACAUCUACACAACAGACUGGUUAUACUUGGAAACUUUGCAAUGUCACUGCUGGGCCUGAUUUCAUCCCAUGCCUCGACAAUUUGCAAGCAAUCAAGAGUCUUAGAAGUACCAAGCAUUAUGAACAUCGAGAGAGGCACUGCCCCGAAGAAGCCCCCACCUGCCUGGUUUCUCUUCCUGAAGGAUAUAGACGCCCAAUUGAGUGGCCUAAAUGCAGGGAAAAGAUCUGGUACUAUAAUGUUCCCCACACCAAGCUUGCUCAAGUUAAGGGACAUCAGAAUUGGGUGAAAGUUACGGGUGAAUAUCUUACUUUCCCUGGUGGUGGAACCCAAUUUAAGCAUGGUGCUCUUCAUUACAUUGACUUCAUACAGGACUCUGUGCCUGGUGUCGCCUGGGGGAAACGCUCCCGUGUUAUUUUGGAUGUUGGAUGUGGGGUUGCUAGCUUUGGAGGCUAUCUCUUUGACAGAGACGUGCUUGCUAUGUCAUUUGCUCCAAAGGAUGAACAUGAAGCCCAAGUUCAAUUCGCACUUGAAAGGGGAAUUCCUGGUAUAUCUGCUGUGAUGGGCACAAAGAGACUUCCAUACCCUGGCAGAGUUUUCGAUGUUGUCCACUGUGCACGCUGUAGAGUUCCAUGGCACAUUGAAGGUGGUAAACUUCUAUUGGAGCUGAAUCGUGUGUUGCGACCUGGUGGUUUCUUUGUCUGGUCUGCUACUCCAGUUUAUCAAAAGCUUCCUGAAGAUGUUGGAAUAUGGAGUGCGAUGAAGGAACUAACAAAAGCAAUGUGCUGGGACCUAGUGUCGAUUAACAAGGACACAGUAAACAAAGUAGGUGCUGCUAUAUUUAAGAAGCCUACUUCUAAUGAGUGCUAUGAGAAAAGAUCACAAAGUGAGCCUCCUAUGUGCCCAGAGCAUGAUGAUCCAAAUGCAGCCUGGAAUGUGUCGUUGCAAGCUUGCAUGCACAAAGUGCCUGUAGAUGCAUCAGUGCGUGGAUCGCAAUGGCCAGAGCAAUGGCCAGCUAGGUUGGAAAAAGCACCUUAUUGGUUGUUGAGUUCCCAGGUUGGAGUUUACGGUAAAGCUGCUCCUGAGGAUUUCACUGCAGACCAUGAGCACUGGAAACACGUAGUGACUAAGUCCUAUCUUAAUGGAAUUGGGAUUAACUGGUCAAAUGUGAGGAAUGUCAUGGACAUGAGUUCUGUUUAUGGAGGAUUUGCUGCCGCUUUGAAAGACUUGAAUGUUUGGGUCAUGAAUGUGGUACCCAUAGACUCCCCAGAUACACUACCCAUUAUUUACGAACGAGGUCUAUUCGGUAUAUAUCAUGAUUGGUGUGCAUCAUUUAACACGUACCCUAGGACCUAUGAUCUUCUCCAUGCAGACCAUCUGUUCUCCAAGGUUAAAAAGAGGUGCAAGUUAGUUACUGUAGUUGCAGAGGUUGAUCGGAUCCUCAGGCCAGAAGGAAAGCUUAUAGUUCGUGACAAUGUUGAGACCAUUAACGAGCUGGAGAACAUGCUCAAGUCCAUGGAUUGGCAAGUCCGCUUGACCUACUCCAAGGACAACGAGGGAUUGCUGUGUGUUCAGAAGUCGAUGUGGCGGCCACAAGAAUCGGAGACACUCAAGUAUGCAAUUGCUUAAGCAUGAUGAUCUCCAAUCGCUUCCUGAAUUACUAUUCUUGAUGGUGUAAUGCUGAAUUGCUGAUUAGAUAUAUAUGUAUAUUUUUUUGUUGCUUGGUAAUUGCUAUUCAUGGUAACUGUACUUCCACCUUAGCUCGUGUAUCAUGUUAGAUAGGUCUUUCAGCCUGUUAUUUUUAAUCACGGAUUUCUAUAUUCUUAUUUCUAUAAAAAGAGGUCUGUCAGAAUUUUUACUGUAAUAUCUUAUUUACUAGUUAUUGAUGGAAAAAAAAAAUAAAAAAUAAAAAUGAAACAUUCUUGCAA
Alnus glutinosa is the source of this 3107-nucleotide messenger RNA. RefSeq names its product probable methyltransferase PMT26. Bases 268 to 2808 code for a protein of 846 amino acids. The transcript has 9 exons. NCBI's taxonomy places the organism in Eukaryota, Viridiplantae, Streptophyta, Magnoliopsida, Fagales, Betulaceae. Gene Ontology annotation, cellular component: cytoplasm; trans-Golgi network; endosome. Gene Ontology annotation, molecular function: methyltransferase activity. The record is from RefSeq and is a predicted model, not a curated record.